GUGAUGGAGCAGUGUGUGGCUGGUCUGUACCAGUCUUUAGGUCGUUCUCUUGGAGGACAGCUUUCUCCUCAGGAAGUGUGUGUUCUGUUCCACAAGGUGUUCCAUCUACACACCGGCUUGGAGGAUGCACACACAGCUAUAAAGAAGGUUGCAGGGGAUGAUGGGAGUUGGUCCUGCAGUGAUGGAAAGGUUUUAGAAGUUCUCCUUGAGAUGGAAAGAGAGAGAGAAAGGAGAGACGAGAUCUACUGGGACCUUCAGUUGCUCAACACAGGAAAACUCAGAGACCUGUACCACACAGACACACACACACACACCACAGACACACAUACAAGAGACACGCACACCAUACACCUCAACCAAGACCUGUACCACACCACCAGUCAAGCGCAGUACGACAGAGACACACAGAACAUACCCACAGAGAAAGAAAAGGGAAAGGAGAGAAAAGAGGGAGGAGUGUGUGGGUGGAGACUGAGGAGAGCAGUUAGACAGCGCUGGGCCAGACUGGUGCAGGAGGGUGUGUGUGGAGCCCUGCCGUCUUUAAGUGGUGGUCGGGGGUCAGGGGUGAGAAGUCAGGCAUUGGGGUGUGUCUCUCUGUCAGAGCUACUCCUACUGGUAGGAGUGAAGUAUGAUGCCGUCACACACAUACUCUUCACAGAGAUGCUGCAGGAACACCAUGGGCUGGUUGCCUGGAAGGCACUGUUGCCAUGGGAGCGUGAGGAGAGGGAGGCGGAGCUAGGUUUGCUAUGGGAGGAGACUCAGGAGUCAGAUGACAGGCUGAGUCUGUCUGACCUACCUGGAGCCUUCAGGAUAUACAGGUGCAGUGAGGGUGUGUCCCUGAGGGGCUGUCCUGAUUGGGUGAAACCCAGGGAGCAGUCUUGGUCGGCCAUCUCUCUCCUCACUGAAAUACACACCAGCCUUGAGCACGAGACAAACACUCUCACUGCCCUGGCCAAGAGACUGGACAGGGAAACCCUGCAGUUGAUGGGUCUGUAUGCCAGCCUGGCCACCAUCAGAGCUCAGAGGGAGACACUGUCCCAUGGUGCACUGCUGGCAGCCAGACAGGACUGGGAGACAUGGCCCAGGAUUAUAGGGUCCUGCAAAAGAGAUCAGGCCCAGCUCUGGCUGCAGGAGAAGGAGGAGGAGGAGGAGGAGGAGGAAGAAGAGGAAUCCUCUGUCUUUCAACAACAGGUGGUGCUGAGGUGUCUGGUACUGAAUCAGGAGUGGGAGAGAAAGUGUCUGCUGAGGCUGCUGCACGGGGACUCCCCAGACAAGCUACAGGGACCAGGAGAGCAGAAGUCACCUAUAGAGGGUGUUGUGUUAGCAGAGUGGGUCCAGCAAAGGGAGGAGGCGCUGAGAGCGGGGUGUAUGAGCAGGCUGAGACACACACACACCUUCCUGCUGACUCAGGCCCAAACACAUGCCCAGCUCCAGUCCUGUCUUCAGCCCCAAACCCUGCCAGCACAGGGCCCUGCCCAGCCCCAGCCCCAGUCCCAAACCCAAUCCUCCCUCCAGCACCAGUCCCAGUGGGGAGGCUGUGCUCUGGUCCUGCUGGUUGAGCUGAUGGAUCUUCAGGAGGCCCAGGUCUCUGCAGUGCUGUCAACUCUACUGGACAGGGGUGAACAGUGCCUGCUGUCCCUGAUAGAAGAGUAUGAGUCUGAACUCAGAGAGCUUCGUCUCUCCUGCUUGCUCACACUCCUCACCUCUAACCCCUGCCUGGCCUCGGACCCCAACACACUACUGACUGUUGUUGACCCCUGCCUGGGGCCUUCUGACUCAAUCUCAGUCCAGAACAUCUCCUCGGCCUCCCCGCCCACAGACCUGACCAGAGGUGACCCAGAAUACCAACACACAGGGGACCUCUGCACAGGCUGUGGGACGGCCCUGGCCCCGGAGGACCUGCCCUAUCUGGAGAUCCUGUGUGUUUCAGACACCAUCCACUCCCUCGACACACACCACACACCCUCUGCCUCCAAUGGAUUAUCUGCAGAGCGAGAGGUGUGUGAGGGACGAGAGGCGAGGGAGGGCAGCCACAGAAAGACUCCUCAGAGCUAUGAGAAGCAGGGUUCUCUCAUCACUCUGGCCUGGAGCAAACCACCGGAUGGAGACACUGAGCAGCAGACAGGAACAGUCAUGUCUACUGCAACAGAGCAACAAGAGGAAGUGGGUGAGGUGAGUGUGCACUGUGACACACACAACACCCCCGGAUACACACCCUAUGACGCACCUGGACACAUACACUACAACGACACAACCAGAGACACAGACCAGGUGAAGGUGUUGGACUCGUCUCUGUUCCAGUACAGCUCUGAGGUUGAACAGCUCUUACCGCCUACAGACCAACACCCCAUCACGGGCCAGAAGGAGUUGGUGAUGGAGCAGUCAGAGAAGACAGAAACACUUUCUAAUGUGCCCACACACACCCCUAUCACACACACUGAGGAGCCUCCAACAUGGGGCAGAGCCCAGCAGGAGGCUGAGAAAAGGCGCGGAAGUCCACCUGUCGAUGAGGAACACACUGAUGACCUCACUGCUUUGGGAGCCAAUGGAAGUGCUUACCCGCACUCUUUGGGAGGGGAGAGGGAGGACAUGACAGAGCUCUGGGCCCUGAGUAGACCUGCACCCCUUACAUCAGCCCAGGAGACCCUCAACAUCCCACACACUACUCUAGAGGGAGACAGAUCAAUGGAGGGAGAGAAAACAAUGGGGAGUGUGAUGGAGAGAGAGAGGACAUUGGAGCCAGUCUCUAUGAUGGAGAGAGAGAAAACAAUGCGCAGCUUGGUGGAUCUGCAGAGGAAGGUGGAGCAGAAACAACAGCGAGACAGAGAGAGACAAUUACUGAGGGUCCAGGAGCGGCUGUCAAUCAUUCAGAACAAGAAGUCCCAGGAAGACCUGAUGGGCCUCAGACAGACUGACAGACUCCGGCACCUCACACAUAACCUGCCCCAGGCGGAUAAGAGCCAGCAGAAGACAGUGGUCAGAGAAAGACUGGAGCAGCUGAGGAGAGAACGCUCCUAUGUCAUGCAGUCCAAACGAGACAGGAAUACAGCAGGCUUCAAGGAGCUGCUGGGUCCAGUGAGACUCCACAGUGCAGAGACAGACGACACUGCUGACUCACUCAGGCUAGCCACCAGCGCAAGCUAAUUAUGCUAUUCCUACACAGCUGUCUCACUAGAAAUCUGCUGGUAUUUGCUGGUUAAAGUCCCACCCCAGCUGAUCCCCCCUCAAUCUGUCAGUCACUACACUACUACCCACCCUGUUUACAAGCCACAUUAGCCAUUUCUGGCUUCUUCUGUCAUUGGCUUAUACUGUAGCCUGAUAAGUGGAUGAACACAAAAACAGAGCUGAUGGU
Molecule: messenger RNA, 3352 nt
Organism: Oncorhynchus tshawytscha (Chinook salmon)
Lineage: Eukaryota; Metazoa; Chordata; Actinopteri; Salmoniformes; Salmonidae
Exons: 17
Coding region: 4-3144 (1046 amino acids)
Source: RefSeq, a predicted model, not a curated record